UUAAGUCUUGGGUUGUCAUGGUGAUCACAAUAACAUACCGGUGAUUUGUUUUGUAAAUAAUAUUUUUUGCAUUAUCUAUAAAGGGAAUUAUACAUGAAAAUUAUGCGAUUGUUUUGAAAUUUAUGCAUCGAGGCUUAAAAUGUCCUCGAUACCGGAGGGAAAGAUUGAAGCUACUGUAGAGGUAACAUCUGAGCUUUCUGAGAGCUUGAAAUUAGAAUUGAAAAAGAAAAGAAGAAAACUUAAGGAGAAACGGGCAAAGUCAUCUACUGAAGAACAAAACUUUGAUUUUGAAGCUAUACAACCUGUGCCGGAUGAAGAGUCAAUCAUUAAGCAGGAUGCAGCUAAAAUGUUACCUAAAAUUUUGCCUAAAAUCACUGAGCGGCAGUUACCACUUCCACCUUUAGAUAAAAUUUCUUUGCAAGAUUCUUUGUACAAGCAGCGUGAUAGUGUUCAUGCUCUAAGACCCCUCCCACCACCUAGAAAAACCAAAAAGCUUUAUGAUUUAAAAGAGUCAACUUCACAUGACCAGAUUGAAGAAGAAUCUCCAGUUAAAGUUCCAACUUCUACUAUUGAAGAUGAAGCUGAUAAGAUUAUAGAAUUGCCUCCUGAAGCUGAUGAAAUUGAUGAAUAUGAUUUUUUCGUACGAGAAUGGGAAGCUGAACCAGAACCAAAAAUUGUGCCUUCUGAAAACAUUGAAACUGAUGGAACAUCACAGGAAGAUACUGAUUCCAUAAAUCUCAUUCAAAGAGAAUUGCAAGAAAAAUUUCAAAUUGUUGAUAUAGUUGAUCAUGAGCGUCCUUCAUAUAUUCCCUUCACUCUGAAAAUUGAAAAAGAGAAGAAUUCAUUUUUUCACCCUUCAUAUAAACCUGUUCCUAUAAAAAUGAAAUUGCCUGAGGGUGCUGAAGCCAGAAGUUUGGCAGAUGAAGGUUUCUUCUUGACUAAAAGACCAAAAGUACCUACACGAAAUGUUAAUAAAUUGGAGAAUAGAUUAGUUACGCAAAAGGAGUUCCAAUGGUUUGGAGAAGAUGGUUGCAUGAAAAUGUUGUCUAAUCCUGUCUACCAAAAUCCAAUUCGCCCUAUGCCUACUGAUAGUAUUGACUCAUUUCCAGAUCUGGAAUACGUUAAGGCCUCACUCAGUAUAGACAAGCAGACAUUGACUAGUCAGGAAAACAGAACUUCUCAACUAGAUUUAGAUAUUUCAUCAAUCUCCUUUUUACAUCACCCACUUUUUAGCACUGAACAUGUGCUAGAGGCUCGUUUGGUUCAAAUGUAUGAGAAACAUUUAAGCAAUGUGAAGAAAGAUGUUGUAAAUGUGUUGAAGCAAAAGUUGAAAGCCUUAAGAACUGCUGUCACAAAUUUAAAGAAUACUAUGCAGAAGGACAUGCAGGAGACAACUGUUAAUCAGGAGAGACAACUGCGUUUGAAGCAGUAUGAGAGAGAUAUAAGGCAAACAAAGAGAAUUAGAGAUUUAGCUGAAGUUGAGCAAAAAACUUUAUGGAAAAGCUUAUUAAAUAUUUGGGAAGAAUUAAAAGAUUGUCGGAAAACUCAGAGAUUCACUUCAACUUCUUUAAAUCUCACUGUUCACGAAGAAAAACUCAAUAAAUCUGCUGAAAAAGAAGAAUUUGAAAGAGAACUGUUAGAUGAAUUAGAAGAAGAAAUGGAAGAUUAUGAAGCUAGUUCUGGAAAACUGUUUACUGAAUAUGAAGAAGCAUUAAGCAAGUGGAAGCAAAGGAAUAAAGCAAUGAAAUUAGCUACCAAAAGACAGGAAAUGAGAGAAAAACUACAGUCUGAUUCACAACUGGAAGAUGACAGUGAGAUGGUUGAGGAUCUAAUGACAACAAAAGCUGAAGAUGAAAGACUUUUGUCCGAGCCUGAAAUUCCUAAGCCAAAACCUGUUCCCAAAUUUAAUUCUACAACUACCUUAGAAAAACUAAGAAGCAAUGCUGUUAAAAUGAGAAGAAAUCCAGGUGAACCAAUACUGCAUUUAACUGUGGACUAUGAUAUACCUAUAACACCAGAAAAUCAGUGUCCAAGAUAUGAAGUUCAACGGAGAAGUGCAGUUUCAAAACAGAAAAUAUACUUUAAAAUUAUGUUUAAUGAUAAAAAAGUGUUAGAAACUUCCGAAAGGAAUUUAACUCAAGAUUUCAAAGCUGUAUGGGGACAGAUAUUCAAAAUUCAAAUUGUACAUUAUCCUCAAAGUCUGCGGAUAGAGGUAUUUGAAAAGAGCUUUUUGAAUAGCAAUCAGUUAGCUGAGUUGUAUGUACCUAUUCCUACUCUUUCUCAAACUGCCUUAAAUGCUAAACUUGUGGAUCACCAGUUUAGCUCUGAUAAAGUUUAUCCUCCAGUAUACAAUGCUCUUGGAAGUGGUUUUUCUCAUAAAUUUAAAGAUGGAAGUGAAACCUUUUUAUUAACUAGUGGAACCUGCAAGUGUAGCCUUGUGUGGGGUGUCUCUGAUGAUGACGUUGUUUUGGCUCCUUCAAAACUUGCCAGCAAUAUAAAAUUCCUUGCUUGUUUUAGUGAAAGCAAAAAAGCAGAUCCUUUAUCAUGCCUGAACACUGAAAACUUCUCUGACAUCGAUAAAUUGCACAAGUGGAUUAAAAAAUCAAAUCUGGAUCCUCACAAUCCUGAAAAUGCUGCACUUUUUCAUUUUUUCCAGGAAUUAAAUUUAGAAGAAGAUAAUUCUGAAAAUAGUUUGGAAUGUUUUCGAUUGGAGCCCUUCAAAGAUGAACUUGAAUUUUGCUCCAUGGAUGAAAUUGAUAACAAUAAAAGAUUUCAACUCCUAAUGCUGAGAAAUCGCAAUGUUGCUGAAUAUCAAAAUCUGAAAAUGAUUCCAAUUAAUCAAGAAGAUGUAACAGAAGAUAUGUUAGAGAAUUUGAAAGAAAGAUCACAGCCCAACGAAGAAUCGAGAGAAGAGGAAGGGGACCAACUUCAAAGAGAACAAUCUAAAAAAGUUCUGAUGAAAGUUAGGGAAGAAGUUGCCAAAAGAUUUUAUGUUUCUCAGCAUCAAAAAUGUUUAGAAGAUAUAGUUACAGAGGAAAAAGUUCCUACUAUAGGGACUAUUGGUUUUAGUUUAUUGAAACUGUUUCAACCUAGACGUCCACUCUGUCCAGAGAGAAAAGAGCGAAAAAAGAUAGUUUGCUCCAAUACACACCUUGAUGUAAAGAUCAUAGUUAGAAUAUUGCAUGCUUCGAAUGUUCCUGUACGUAAAGAUUCAAGACUAGAAAAAGAAAAAAAUGAAGAAAAAGCUGCAGAGACUCCUUUUAAUUUUGAAAGUCAAGUGCAGCCAUUUGUGGAAGUAAUGUUUCAAAGGAUGGCAGUCAAAACAGGAAUUGCUGAUGGACCACAUCCAACAUGGAAUCAAGAACUUGAACUUCCAUUUCAAGCUCCAAAUGAUAAUUACUUACCUGCAAAUUUAGAAAGUGUGAAAGAUGUUAUUUAUAUAAAUUUAUUCGAUGAAGUUACUGUUGAUCUUUUAGAAAGCGAAAAAGAAAGAGCUAGUAUUGUUUAUGAGCGACUAGAAAGGAGGUGGCUGGGAAACUUGAAAAUUCCAUUUACAACAUUAUAUUUAAAUUCAAAGAUUGAGGGUACAUUUCGACUUAAUGUUCCUCAGGUUUUACUAAGCUAUGAAAAUGAGCCUAGGCCUUGGCUCACUGGCUUAUCGAACUUGUCUGGUAAUCAUACUUACAUAUCUUUCUUCAUGACUAUAGAGCCUUGUUUGCAGUUACCUGAAAUUUUCAGAGAUCAGUUUGAUAGUGCAGAGCCUGAGAAAGUAUUAUUAGAAGUGGAAAAAUGGCGUCAGUCUGUCAUUCCUCGAUAUCCUGAUCGUUUAAUAAAGCUUAUGUCUGUUGAUCUCAGUGGAAAAUGGAUGUUUGUAACCAGAUUCUUGAGAUCGAUCGCUCCUCCUGAAGAACUUUUAGGAUAUAAUAAAGAGUCAAUGGAAGCAAUGGAAAUGUUGGCUCGUUUUGUAUCUUUAAUUCCAACUGUUUCUGAUAGUGUGACAUUUCCUGGAUUAUGUGACAUUUGGAGCACUUCUGAGCAAUUUUUGCAAAUGAUGACUGGCGAUGAGGAAGAACAUGCCAUCUUAUUGUGUAACUAUUUUCUUCACCUUGGAAAGAAGGCCAUGCUUCUUCUGGGCUCUGGUAUACCUGAAGGGCCGACAGCAUAUGUUGUAAUGUGGGAAUCAUCUGUUAAUAUCUUAGUGUGGAAUGCUACUACCGGAGAUUAUUUCAACAUUCGUGACAACCACAGCCCUCUACAGAGUGUUGGAUGCUUAAUCAGUACUGAUAACGUAUGGGCCAAUAUUCAGAAAAACAACCAUCCUUCUAGAAUAAAUUUUGAUGUAAAUAAGACAAGCGACUGGAAGCCAUUUUUCAGCAGGAGUUUUCCCAACCCUGGGUUAAGAAGCAUACAGCCAACAGCCUUAGCUUACACACCUGCAGAUAUUGAAGCAUCCCAGAUUCUUCAAGAUUCUUUACAAAAUAUCUUAAAAGAGAGUAUUGAAAAAUGGAGACAGAAAAGUACAACUGUAAUAUGGAAUAGUAACUGCAACAAAAUUUUGUAUAAAAUUCUAACAAGGCUUGAAAGAAACUUCGGAAGAACUGCCAGUGAUGACUCUUUACAAGAAUUGGAACAGCUUUUAAAAAUGUAUAAGAUUGAUGGUUUUCCUCUGUCAAUGCCUUACACAGAUUUGGAUGAUGUUGUGGAAACUGUUUUUGCAACAGGUGUUCAUCUCAAUGAGGACCAAAGAGCAGAAUUUUCAGUCGCUGUUUAUAUUCAUGCAUAUCCUAGUUCUGUAUUGGCUGUGUGGGUCUAUGUUGCUGUAUUAGUUCCACAUAAAACUCUACAUGAAGAAUCAGUGACAUCUGAUUAAAAUUUGUAAGCAGUACUAUUAGUUGUAACAUCAACGAUAUAUACUGGAAGAGUGAAAUAUUAUUUUUAGAGAUUAUUUAUUUUCAGAUCCUACACUAGCGGCUGCUUACA
This is a messenger RNA of Parasteatoda tepidariorum (common house spider), 4980 nucleotides long. Lineage: Eukaryota; Metazoa; Arthropoda; Arachnida; Araneae; Theridiidae. The record is from RefSeq and is a predicted model, not a curated record.